AGAAAGGUUACGCGAGAGGAUUUUAAAUUCAGCUGGCUCUAACGCGACGAUGAUGGGCUGGGGCAGCACGAGCAACACCAGCCAGCCGACGUGGCCCUCGCGCCUGCAGUGGGCCGUGGUGCCCGUCAUCUCCCUGCAGGAGUGCAUCCCGCUGGCCAGCAACGUGCCCGGCGUCAACCACCUCUGCACCGACGCCCUGCCUGACAAAUCCAUAUGCACGCGCGACCCCGGGGGCCCGCUGGUGCAGGACGGGGUGGUGAUCGGCAUCGCCUCGUGGAACCUCAACCCCUGCACCGCAUACCCGUACCCCUCUAUAUUCUGCCAGGUCUCUAACUUCCUCGAUUUCAUCUACAGUGUCAUGUCAUCCUGAAGGUAAUGAGAAGAGCCGGAUCCGUGUAUGCUUCAGUUACCUUAGAAAGUCCUCUGCAAUUCACGAUGAUUCAGUCUUUGGAGAUAUCUCUUCUACAAACUAAACACUUGAUUUUUACUGUCUAUCUCAAGGACUGUGACAGCUGGCCAGUGAAGAUAAAGGUAAUAUAAUAUACGUGUUCCUGUUUAUCUAAGAGUGACGACUGAAAUUUGUAUCUACAGAAAUUCCAGCUUGAA
Messenger RNA from Schistocerca cancellata (South American locust), 606 nucleotides. RefSeq names its product glandular kallikrein-3, submandibular-like. Lineage: Eukaryota; Metazoa; Arthropoda; Insecta; Orthoptera; Acrididae. Gene Ontology annotation, molecular function: serine-type endopeptidase activity. The record is from RefSeq and is a predicted model, not a curated record. Gene Ontology annotation, biological process: proteolysis. Bases 50 to 370 code for a protein of 106 amino acids. The transcript is spliced from 3 exons.